AUGAGGAGCUUGAGAGUAUCCUUUCCCUUUUCUAUGGUAUGCAUUGUCCCCUUAUUCCUUAUUAUGCAGCUAAGCUUCAAAGCUCCAUCCAUUGAUGUUGCCAGUGCCACAACCGCUGGUGGGAAUGAGACGGAUCAUCUUGCUUUGCUAGAAUUCAAAGCAAAGAUUGUGCAUGACCCUCAAAAUGCCACUAGUUCAUGGAACGAUUCUGCCCAUUUCUGCAACUGGGAAGGAGUCACAUGUGGUCGGAAACACAAAAGAGUCACUAUCUUGGACCUUAAUUCUAAAGGCUUGGUGGGUACUUUGUCUCCUUACGUAGGAAACAUGAGUUUUCUUAGGGAGAUUACCCUCUACAACAACAGCUUACAAGGUGAAAUCCCUUCUGAGCUAGGCCGUUUGUUCAGGUUGCAAGUUUUAUAUCUCAACAAGAACUCUUUUGAAGGGAAAAUCCCGUCCAACUUGUCUGAAUGCUCCAACAUCAUGUUACUUGGGUUAGCUUACAACAAGCUGGUUGGAAAUAUCCCAGUGGAGCUUGCCACUCUGUCUACGCUCAGAAAAAUUUUAAUUCAUUUUAAUUAUAUGAGCAAUGGCAUACCUCCAUUUCUGGGAAAUUUUAGCUUACUAGAAGUUUUGUCUGCCGGUGGCAAUUUCUUUGGUGGAAGUAUCCCAGAUUCCUUGGGCCAACUCAAGUACUUGUCAGCUAUUGCACUUGGUGGCAAUAAUCUCUCAGGUAUCAUCCCUCCAGCCAUUUAUAAUAUUUCCUCCAUCAUCCUCUUGAGUGUGGCUAAUAAUUCGCUUCAUGGAAGUCUUCCACCAAAUAUAGGCCUCCUCCUGCCUCAUUUGCAGAAGUUGCAAAUGUGGGGAAACCACUUUACUGGAUCCAUUCCAGUGUCAUUAUCAAAUGCCUCAGAACUGUUAUACAUUGCUUUACUAGAUAAUAAUUUCACUGGAAAAUUAGAUGUUGAUUUUGGAGGACUGCAAAGACUUGGGGAAUUAAAUUUGCACGGUAAUCAUCUUGGAAGCGGGGGCGAUAACAGUUUGGAUUUUAUCAUUUCUUUGCUGAAUUGUAGCAAUUUGAAAUUGGUUGAGAUAGCUAGCAAUCAGUUUCAAGGAGUGUUGCCAAAUUUUGUGGCCAAUAAUAUAUCUACACCAAUUGAAUGGCUAGCAAUGGAGUACAAUCAAAUAGGUGGACGCCUCCCUCCAUGGUUAUCAAUGCUUGUUAGCUUAUCGCAUCUGGAUAUAGGAUUUAACCAAAUUACAGGCACUAUUCCCAUGGAAAUAGGUAGCCUCUCAAGACUACAACGAUUAUAUCUUGACAGUAACAGAUUAACUGGACCAAUUCCUCCAUCCAUAGGAAACUUAUCAUUGAUGGAGCUUUAUUUGAGCAAAAACCAUUUACGAGGUGUCAUCCCUUCCAGCCUUGAUAAUAGCCACACCUUAUUAUUUUUAAUGCUUUCUCAUAACAACCUUAAUGGGACCAUACCAAAACAACUUUUUGCUACCCAAUCCAUGCUAGUUUCCUUAGCACUAGAUCAGAACCAUUUAGUUGGAUCCCUCCCGUUAGAAAUUGGUAAUUCAUUCAAUUUGAAUGAAUUGGAUAUAUCCCAAAACUUGUUGUCAGGCGAAAUUCCAAUUGAUAUUGGCCGAUGCAAUAGCCUUUUGACCCUUUACAUGCACCAUAACAACUUUGAAGGUACCAUACCUCCAUCUUUUGCUUCUUUGAGAAGUCUUGAAAAAAUUGAUCUAUCUCACAACAAUUUCUCUGGUGAGAUUCCAAAAUAUCUAGAGAAAUUUAGAUUGGAAUAUAUCAAUUUGUCAUUCAAUAAUUUUGAAGGUGAGGUUCCCAUCAAAGGAGUUUUUGCAAACUUUAGUGCAAUAUCAAUUGUAGGAAACAAUAGGCUUUGUGGGGGUAUAUCAGAACUACAGUUGCCAAGAUGCCCUGUUGAAGGAUCAAAAAGAAGAAAAUUCCAUCUUGUCAAUCUAGUUGUGAUCAUCAUGUCAUGCAUCUUUGGCAUAAGCAUGCUGUCAACUGCCAUGUAUUGUUGGUUCAAGAAGAAGAAAAGAGGGCAUUCUCCUGCUUCGCCACAAAUGAAGUCAUUUCAGAAAAUUUCGUAUCAAAUGAUUCUCAAGGCAACAGAUGGAUUCUCUUCAACAAAAUUGAUUGGUGUGGGAAGCUUUGGAUCUGUCUAUCAAGGCUCUUUUGCAGAGGAUGGGGUAACCUUUGCAGUGAAACCUUGA
This is a messenger RNA of Hevea brasiliensis (rubber tree), 2238 nucleotides long. Its product is annotated as probable LRR receptor-like serine/threonine-protein kinase At3g47570. Gene Ontology annotation, molecular function: protein kinase activity; ATP binding; protein binding. The record is from RefSeq and is a predicted model, not a curated record. The coding region runs from base 1 to 2238 and encodes 745 amino acids. The transcript has 2 exons. NCBI's taxonomy places the organism in Eukaryota, Viridiplantae, Streptophyta, Magnoliopsida, Malpighiales, Euphorbiaceae. Gene Ontology annotation, biological process: protein phosphorylation.